Messenger RNA from Ananas comosus (pineapple), 2830 nucleotides. Its product is annotated as pyrophosphate-energized vacuolar membrane proton pump-like. Gene Ontology annotation, cellular component: membrane. The record is from RefSeq and is a predicted model, not a curated record. NCBI's taxonomy places the organism in Eukaryota, Viridiplantae, Streptophyta, Magnoliopsida, Poales, Bromeliaceae. Bases 147 to 2474 code for a protein of 775 amino acids. Gene Ontology annotation, biological process: proton transmembrane transport. The transcript has 8 exons. Gene Ontology annotation, molecular function: diphosphate hydrolysis-driven proton transmembrane transporter activity; inorganic diphosphate phosphatase activity.
UCUACACUCUACGCAUCGAGGAGAGAGAAACACACGCCCCUCACAAAACCCUCAAAACCCUAGCAACGUUGCCCUCUCCAUCUCCGUCGCCACCUCCUCCGCCGCCGACGACGAGAAAGUGAGAUCUCCGGCGAGGUGCUGGGGGAAUGGGGGGUACGAUCUUGACGGACCUCGCGGCGGAGAUCCUGAUCCCCGCCGCGGCCGCGGUGGGGAUCGCGUACGCGCUGGUGCAGUGGAUCCUCGUGGCUAGGGUCCGGCUCUCGCCGGAGAACGAGGCGCCUUGGCCGCAGAGGGGGAGCGGCGACGGCGUCGUGGGGGGCGAUAAGAAUGGGUACGAUGACUUCCUGAUCGAAGAGGAGGAGGGGAUCAACAACCGCGACGUCGUCAUUAAGUGCGCCGAGAUCCAAAGCGCCAUUUCCGAAGGAGCUACUUCAUUCCUUUUUACGGAAUACCAGUAUGUCGGAAUCUUCAUGGUCGCUUUCGCUGUCCUGAUCUUCCUCUUUCUCGGCUCUGUGGAGGGCUUUAGCACAAAGAGCCAGCCAUGCACUUACAGCAAGGACAAGUACUGCAAACCUGCCCUCGCUAACGCCAUCUUUAGCACUGCUUCCUUCUUGCUCGGUGCGAUCACCUCCAUCGUGUCUGGAUUCCUCGGUAUGAAAAUUGCAACUUUUGCAAAUGCUCGCACCACUUUGGAGGCAAGGAAGGGGGUCGGGAAAGCUUUCAUCACUGCAUUCCGGUCCGGUGCAGUGAUGGGCUUCUUGCUUGCGGCAAAUGGGCUCCUGGUGCUUUACAUUGCUAUUAACCUAUUCAAGUUGUAUUAUGGUGAUGAUUGGGAAGGUCUCUUUGAGUCUAUUACUGGCUAUGGUCUUGGUGGGUCUUCCAUGGCUCUCUUUGGGAGAGUUGGGGGAGGCAUCUAUACAAAGGCUGCUGAUGUUGGUGCGGAUCUUGUUGGUAAGGUCGAGAGGGACAUUCCAGAAGAUGAUCCAAGAAAUCCAGCUGUUAUUGCUGACAAUGUUGGAGACAAUGUGGGAGACAUUGCCGGAAUGGGAUCUGACCUCUUUGGCUCCUAUGCUGAAUCUUCCUGUGCCGCUCUUGUCGUUGCAUCUAUAUCUUCUUUUGGAAUAAACCAUGAUUUUACCGCAAUGUGCUACCCCUUGCUUAUUAGCUCCAUGGGUAUUAUAGUUUGUCUCAUUACGACCCUUUUCGCAACCGAGUUCUUCGAGAUAAAGGCAGUGAAGGAGAUUGAACCCACAUUGAAGCGACAGCUGAUUAUCUCCACUGCUCUCAUGACUGCCGGCAUAGCCAUAGUUAGUUGGCUUGCUCUUCCAUAUAAGUUCACGAUCUUCAAUUUUGGUGAGCAGAAGGAAGUCGCUAAUUGGCAAUUGUUCUUCUGUGUUGCAGUUGGUUUGUGGGCAGGCCUAAUUAUUGGGUUUGUGACUGAAUAUUAUACUAGCAAUGCAUACAGCCCUGUACAAGAUGUUGCAGACUCCUGCAGAACCGGAGCUGCUACAAAUGUCAUUUUUGGGCUUGCUUUAGGAUACAAGUCUGUGAUUAUCCCAAUUUUUGCCAUUGCUGUCAGCAUCUUUGUCAGUUUUAGCCUUGCUGCCAUGUACGGCAUAGCAGUUGCUGCUCUUGGCAUGUUGAGCACCAUCGCCACUGGUCUCGCCAUCGAUGCUUAUGGCCCCAUCAGUGACAAUGCUGGAGGGAUUGCAGAGAUGGCUGGAAUGAGUCACAGAAUACGCGAGAGAACUGAUGCUCUCGAUGCUGCUGGCAACACUACUGCUGCCAUUGGAAAGGGUUUUGCCAUUGGUUCCGCUGCACUCGUCUCCCUCGCUCUCUUUGGUGCCUUUGUGAGCCGAGCAAACAUCUCAACUGUCGAUGUCCUAACACCAAAGGUCUUCAUUGGGCUUAUCGUAGGCGCAAUGCUCCCCUACUGGUUCUCAGCCAUGACGAUGAAGAGUGUCGGGAGUGCAGCCUUAAAGAUGGUGGAGGAGGUCCGCCGGCAGUUCAACAGCAUCCCAGGCCUAAUGGAAGGGACCGUGAAGCCCGAUUAUGCUACUUGCGUGAAGAUCUCUACAGAUGCGUCCAUCAAGGAGAUGAUCCCUCCAGGGGCGCUGGUUAUGCUCACUCCCCUCAUUGUUGGAACUCUCUUUGGUGUCGAAACCCUUUCGGGGGUUCUCGCUGGCGCUCUUGUUUCUGGAGUUCAGAUUGCUAUAUCUGCAUCUAACACUGGUGGGGCGUGGGAUAAUGCGAAGAAAUAUAUCGAGGCCGGGGCGACGGAGCAUGCGAGGAUGCUCGGCCCGAAGGGAUCGGACGCCCACAAGGCUGCAGUGAUUGGCGACACCAUCGGAGACCCGCUUAAGGACACAUCUGGGCCGUCACUUAACAUCCUCAUCAAGCUCAUGGCAGUUGAAUCUCUCGUGUUCGCGCCCUUCUUUGCCACUCAUGGUGGCCUUCUCUUCAAGAUCUUCUAAUGAAAAAAAGAGAACAAAAACAAAUAAGGAGUCCUUUAGGACUGUGAUGAUGGUUCAUCAUAAAUUAAAAAAAAGGAAAAAAAAGAGGAAAAUCACUCCUAAUUUCCAUCUUUUUGUCUGUAUGUUUUGGUUUAGUUGGCAGGUUUUGUGUAGGUGAAAGCCAGGUGUUAGCUUGAUGGGCAUGGUGGUGAGUAGAUUUUCCCAUGGUUUUGGUAGAUGAUGAUGAUGAUGAUGAUAAUGAUAAAGAUAAUGUUGAUGCUGAUGGUUAUGAUAGUUACUUUUAAUGUGUAGAAGGAUCAUAGAAAGGUUUUGGUAUUAGUGCUUUUAAAGUAAAUUUGAUUGCCUCAUUUUCUUUA